This is a messenger RNA of Habropoda laboriosa, 1265 nucleotides long. RefSeq names its product RNA-binding protein squid (gene sqd). The record is from RefSeq and is a predicted model, not a curated record. NCBI's taxonomy places the organism in Eukaryota, Metazoa, Arthropoda, Insecta, Hymenoptera, Apidae. Gene Ontology annotation, molecular function: RNA binding. Gene Ontology annotation, cellular component: nucleoplasm. Bases 121 to 1137 code for a protein of 338 amino acids. Gene Ontology annotation, biological process: regulation of gene expression. The transcript has 10 exons.
AUCAGUACGGACGUGAGAGUGUGUUAGCUCGUGUAGUGUAUUUAAUUAUUCGUUAAAACGCGAUUUAUAAUUGUGUUUUCAGUGUCUCAUUAGAAAAAUAAAAACAAAGUAUUAUAAACUAUGGCCGAUCAGGAGAACAAGGACUUCAGCGAAGAUAUAGCCGAUCAAAACUUCGAGCAGAACGGCGAAGCAGAGAACGGCGGCGGGGACGCCGCAGAAAAUGGCCAAGAAUCGCAAGAGGACAGGUCAACUGGAGGUAACCAGGAUUCUUUAAAUGAUAGGAAAUUGUUUGUGGGUGGAUUAAGUUGGGAAACUACAGAUAAGGAAUUGAGGGAUCAUUUUGGCACAUAUGGAGAUAUUGAAAGUAUCAAUGUCAAAACAGAUCCUAAUACUGGACGGUCACGAGGAUUCGCUUUUAUUGUUUUUGCGAAAGCAGAGUCGCUAGACAAGAUUAUGGCAGCUGGUGACCAUAUAAUUAAUAAUAAGAAGGUUGAUCCUAAAAAAGCAAAAGCCAGGCAUGGUAAAAUCUUUGUAGGUGGUCUUUCAACAGAAUUGUCAGAUGAAGAUAUCAAGAAUUUCUUCUCUCAGUUUGGAACAAUUGUUGAAGUAGAAAUGCCAUUUGACAAGACAAAGAACCAGAGGAAAGGGUUCUGCUUCAUUACUUUUGAAUCGGAACAAGUAGUAAAUGAAUUAUUAAAAACUCCGAAACAGACAAUCAAUGGUAAAGAGGUUGAUGUAAAGAAAGCAACUCCUAAACCAGAUGGUAUGGGAGGAAUGCGUGGCGGUGCUGGCGGUCGCGGAGGUCGUGGCGGGAGGGGAGGCAGAGGACGAGGUUUUGGUGGUCAAGGUGGCUGGGGCCAGGGUGGAUAUGGAGGCGGUUAUGGCGGCGGUUACGGCCAAGGCGGUUAUGGCGGUGGCUAUGAUGGAUACGGAGGAGGCUACGAUUAUUACGGCGGUGGGUACGGCGGCUAUGGUGGUUACGACUACAGUGGAUACGACGGCUAUGGCUAUGGCGGUGGUAGUUACGAUGGUGGCUACAGUGGUGGGCGCGGUGGUGCACGCGGUAAAGGAGGCUCAGGCUACGGCGGAAAGCAGAGGGGAGGUGGUCGUCAGAACCAAAGGCACCAACCCUAUUAAUGGAAAUCAUUCAUUGCGACCGCAAUGCAAUUCGCAUUGUAACCGCUGGUUUCCUGACCUACAACAAAUCUCAUAACUCGUUAAAUCAUCAUUCCAUUAAACCACGCCACUUUCAGCAAGAUAUUCAA